ACCUUCCAUCAUGCGGCCAUCAUUGCACCCUUCUUUACCAAUUAUUAACUAACCAAAACACCAAACUCAUUGUUUUUAUGUGUUGUAUGAUUGAUAAGACGGAAAGUGUUUUACGUUUUCAUAUAUGAAAAAAUCAGGGAUCGCUUCUCUUUUCAUGUUAAAAUCGCAGUUCAUGCACAUUUCAUCAUUCAAUUUGGACCAUCACAUGCAAUAGUAUUUGGACGCGUUAUACCAAAUAUAUUCUCCGAAUUGAAUAGUUUAUCUAUUACGUUAUCUCUCGUUAAUUUGUUAAUCAAUUCGGUCGAUAUGUUAUUAUUAGACACGGGACAUUGGUAUCUAAGGUAACAUGCUAAUCAUGGCUCUUAUCAUUCCUAAUCCCUUUGUUUCAGCUUAUUAUUGUUGAUGAAUGAUGAUUAUGUGUAUCUAUCGAUACUUGUUUAAGUAUUUACAUUUUUUUAUUAUGAUUCUAAUUUCCUUUGUUAUUUUUUUCACUCAUCUCAUCAGUAAUAUACAGCAUCUCAGAAAAAAAAAAAAGAAGCUCUUAUGUAUUACUAUUGUAAUUUAUUGAGUCGAUAUAUUAGCAGCACUUGUAUGAUUAAAGGCAGUCCGAUCUUAAUUUAGCAUUAUAUUUCAGCAGAAUUAACCAUGUAUGAAAAUAAAAUCACCUAGUGUAGAACAACCUUGAGAAAUGCAUGAUAAAUUAAUCAUUUAGAUAAUUUAAUUAUAUACUUUUGAUUGACUGAUAAUUGAUAUAUCAUGGGCCACAAUUAACUCAACACAGUGCCAUUUUUUAAAUGAUGUUUCAAUUGGAAUAAAAAGAUAGAUAAAAGAAUUAAUUAAAGACAAUGAAAAAAAGAGAGAGAAAAAGGAAAGGUAUAGCUCUUAUAUAAAAGGGUUGUGGAAGGGAUACUUUUCCAAGACCAACACACAUUCCCUUUCUUCCUUCAACUAGAAAAAAGAUAUAUCGGACAUUUAUUGAUCUGUGUAUGCAUAAAGGUAUAGUAUCAUUAUUAGAAAGAUGAACACAACAUCGUCAAAGAGCAAGAAGAAGCAAGACGAUCAAGUGGGUACAAGGUUUCUUGGGGUGAGAAGAAGGCCUUGGGGAAGAUACGCAGCUGAGAUAAGAGACCCAACUACGAAGGAGCGUCACUGGCUUGGCACUUUCGAUACGGCUGAAGAAGCUGCCUUGGCCUACGAUAGAGCUGCUCGGUCCAUGCGUGGCACACGUGCCAGAACCAACUUUGUUUACUCAGACAUGCCUCCUUCCUCCUCCGUCACUUCCAUUAUUUCUCCCGACGAUCCCCCUCCUCCUCCACCUCCUCCUGCUCCUCCUAGCAAUGAUCCUGUCGAUUACAUGAUGAUGUUUAACCAAUACUCAUCCACUGACUCGCCAAUGCUUCAGCCUCAUUGUGAUCAAGUGGAUAGUUACAUGUUUGGUGGCUCUCAAUCUACUAAUUCUUAUUGUUAUUCUAACAACAGUAGUAACGAGCUGCCUCCUCUGCCGAGCGACUUGUCCAAUUCGUGUUAUAGCCAACCACAGUGGACCUGGAGCGGUGAUGACUACUCGGCUGAGUACGUACAUAGUCCAAUGUUCAGCAGAAUGCCUCCGGUUUCUGACUCUUUCCCUCAAGGUUUCAACCACUUCGGCUCCUAAUUCUUUCUCAUCAAUAUUUACUACCUUCCUCAUUUGUACCUUUUCCUUUCUUUUUUUUGGGUUUAUCUAUGUUUUGACGUCCUUGAUCUCUGCAUAUGAUCAAAGUGACUGUUUGUCAUUAGUUUUUCAAUAACAAGUUAUCAUUUGUAUCUUGAUUAAUGAAAACAAGAAACUGCUCUUGUGUUACUAGUUACUACUUUCAAAUACAUAUUUAAUAUAUAUGGGCCUUGGACAUCAAAGGCCCAUUCUUCGAUGGGCUA
Molecule: messenger RNA, 1914 nt
Organism: Arabidopsis lyrata subsp. lyrata
Lineage: Eukaryota; Viridiplantae; Streptophyta; Magnoliopsida; Brassicales; Brassicaceae
Product: ethylene-responsive transcription factor LEP
Exons: 1
Coding region: 1019-1654 (211 amino acids)
Biological process (GO): regulation of DNA-templated transcription
Molecular function (GO): DNA-binding transcription factor activity; DNA binding
Source: RefSeq, a predicted model, not a curated record